Messenger RNA from Effrenium voratum, 549 nucleotides. The record is from the annotation of a GenBank genome assembly. Lineage: Eukaryota; Dinophyceae; Suessiales; Symbiodiniaceae.
AGGCCCAAGGCCAUUGUCAUGGGCAAGUCCUGGGGCGCGCGAAUGGCAGCGGAGGUGGCAUCGCUGGAUGACAUCGUGGCUACAGCCUUGGUCACGCCCGCCUUGGGCGACCAGGAUCAGGUGCAGUCGCUGAUCUCCAGAAUCCAGGGCCGGGUGGCCAUAGCACUGGUCGAAGAUGAUGAGGUCGUGGACUUUCGCGCGACCAAGGGCAAGAUCCAAGCGGCCAGCAAGGGGCGCGAGCUGAUGUGGAUCGAAGCCAAGAAGGGCGGUCACCGCGUGGUGGAGGACUUCGUGAUGCCCUUGGUGGAGUUUGCGGAGUCCGCGCGAGAGCUCUUUGUCCAUGGCGGAGAACCGGUCGCCUUUGUGGCUUGCCUGGGAUUAUGGAAAUUCGGAUUGGCCAAGCCUCCAUUCUGAGCCCAGGAGCAUGGAGAGCCCCGUUUCGGGUGUUUAUUUUUCCGCAGCCAACAAGACAGCGUGGCCAUUUGAGGGCCCAUGGAGAUCCGUUCAAAGCCACCUGGUGGGUCAAAACCAAUGGUACCGUUUUGGGGU